AUGGAAAACAUAACCGUUGUUUUAUUGGGAUUACUGGUCUGCGUGAUUGAAAUUGGUAAAUGAUUUAAUUAUAUGCACAUUUAAAAUUUAAAAUUUAAUUAUUAUAUACGCUGUAUAAAAUGGAAAAUUUAAUCCUUUCGAUCCUUAAUUUUAUUCGCCUGAUGGGUAGGCUCACUAGUGUAGAAGUGAAAUUAGAAAGUAGUUUCUUUACAUAUUGUAGGAUAAAAAUAUAAAUAAUCGCAAACAAAAAACUAUUCUGAGUAGAGAAGAGUGAGAGCUAGAUUAAUAAUGUUUUGUUGCUAAAUUUUAAUUGAAAAUUCAUUAAUUAUAAUAAACUAGAUUAAUUGUUUUUUCCCUGUUACUUACGUGAAAUGGUUUUGCAACGGUAGUUGGUAAUGCAAACUCGGUUUUCAACAUGUGAUCUCUGGGACGACAACAUGUACGUAGGUACCACUACUAGACAUAUUAUAAAAUUGACAAUAUUGAGUAAUUUAACAUUACACAUAUAAUAUUCGUAUAAUAUCAAACUUAAAAAAACUAUAAUUUCAAAAUUAAGUCAGUCCCCGCAAUUCUGAUUUCAUCAUCGUGAUGGUUUAAAUUUAACCUUGUUAGGUACCAAAUUGAUUUUUAUAAAUAUAUAUUAAUUAAUUUAUAUACUAGUUAAUAGGCGUUUGUUUAAAAAUCAUGUUACUAAAUUUGUAAUUAGGUAUACCUAUACAUUGUGUAAUCGUUAGUUGAAAGCAUUAUAUAAAUUCAUAUAUCUAUUAAAUAAAUUUGAAUUUUUUUUUAAUGGGUUACAAACCUCGUUAUAAAAUUAAUAAACUAGUUAAACUAUUUUUAUGUGAUUUAAUUUCACGCAAGUACGUAACAAACUGCAUAAUUUUUUCAGAUUCUGAGUAGAGCGAGGAAUGUAUUGGUUUUGCAAUGAUCUUAUUUUUAAAUUUUUUUUUUUAAUGUGAACACUUUUUAUACUAGAAAGCAUACUCCGAUUAUUAAGUAUAUCACCUUUUUUGGAAAGAAAUGUUCUUUGGGUUGUAUUUUAAAGAGGUCAUUUUUUUCUCAAUUUUAAUUAUCAUUAAUAUUCGAGAUAAUGAGGAAAACCGGGUUAAAAAUAAGGUUGUAACUGGCAACCGAUUUUUUUUUAUUUUUGGUUAUUAUUAAGUUUUUAUAAUUUUAAAUCUUUUUUUAAGUAAUCAUUGUUGUCAUGAAAAUACAUAUUGUUUUUCAAUAUGAUGCUCACGAUCUUAAUAAAAUUGAAAAAAAUAGGAAAACAUUAAGGUCUAAGGAACACAAUAUCACAAGCAAAACAUCUGCUAAAAAAUUUUUUGAAAAACCCUAAUAUAUAUAUAUUUUAAACUUGUGUUGCUUUUUAAUAAAGGGUAUCACUUAUUAUUUAUUUAUCUAUCUAGAUUUAUCUUAGUCAUUCUAUUUCUAGAUUUCAAAUGUUAAGUAAACUGAAUAGAUUUAGUAGAACAUAAAAUGAAACGUUUAUUAACUGGGCUCAGAGCGUUCAAAUAAUAUCUGGGAAUGUUUAAUCACUAGGUUUCAAAGUUUUUUCUUAAGAAAACUCAUUUAAAUAAGAUAAAAUUAAUCUAAUGUUUUAAUUUUCUAAUAUUCGUUUUUAAAAUAAUAAGUUUACUAAUCGGUUUGUCCAAAUUAAAUAAAUAUAUUUUAAAUGAUCAUUUUAUCAAUACAUUUUAAAACCAAAUAAAUCCUAAACUAUUCAAUAACUGGAAAGUUUGUUCACUCUAUAUUUUAAUUUUAUUAAUAUGUUUAUAUUUGACAUAAUAAAUAUCAUGACAAUAUCUUAUGUUCUCAGUUAAAUAUUAUUAUGAAAAAAUAAGAAUGCAAAUAAAAUUAUAUACUUAAGGUAUUAAACUAAUUAUUAAUUGUAAUAUUUUUCAGUUUGUCAUGCCCCAGAAAUAACCUAUGUCAACAAAUCUAUUAUCCGUAACAUAGGCGAGAUGGCUCAAUUUAGUUGUUGCAUUAUCGGAAAUUAUAAUAAUGUUCCAGUAUGUUGGUUUAAACUAAAUACUGCUAAAAUGAUAGAGCCAUUAAUGCUCUCUAAUAGUGGAAAUUUGAACAUACCAUCUGCACGCUUCACAAUACAGGCUAAUGAUAACUGUUAUAAUUUAACGGUAUUUGAAAGCUAGUUUUAUUUGACCAUCAAUUUUAUAAUAAUUGAAAUGUUUAAAAAUAAUUUUAGAUUCGUGAUAUUCAAGAAAUUGAUGACGGUGUAUAUCAGUGUGCGAUUCAGAUCGAUUUACACACAAGAUCAUCAGCCGAUAUUAUGUUAAAAGUGAAGAGAAUUCCUGUAAUAUUGUACAACUCGACGAAAUCUGUUUUUGUUACAGAAGGUUAAGAAAUUUUACACAUUAAAAUUUAAAAUAUUAGUUUUAUUUAUUCAGUUUUUUUGCGUAUUACAGGUGAACCUGUAAGCCUUGAGUGCUACGCAGAAGGGUACCCUAACCCGAAGAUUUUCUGGAAAAGAACGAACGCUGAAAUAUUACCAGCUCCAUAUGUUGGAUCAAUAUAUAGGUACAACCUACUUACAAAUUACAAUAAUAUAUUUUAGUAAUUUAAACAAUUAUAAAAUAAUGAGUUCAUUCUAAAAGAAAAAUUUAAUUUUACAGAGGAAACAUUCUACAAAUUAAGCAAGUAAACAGGAAGGAUCGAGGAACAUAUAGUUGUAUAGCUGAUAAUGGAAUUGGUCGUGGUGCCCGACAUAGUGUUGCUGUACAUGUACAAUGUGCGCCAUCCAUAACAAUUCCUAGGCCUAAAUUAGUAGAAGCAUUUGGAAAAAAUAUAAAUCUUGAAUGCCAUGUUGAUGCAUUUCCUACACCGGCCAUAAUGUGGUUCAAAAACGGAAACCAGAUAUAUGAAAAUCAUAAUAGUUACAGGUAAUUUUGUAAUUGAAUAAUCAAAUAUAAUUAAUUGUUGUAAAAUAUUGUUAAAUAUUUAAUAUUUAUAUUUAGUAUAUCCGAACGUGUAAUGACGGAUGAAAUCACAGCAGGAAUUCUAUCCUUUGUCAUUACUGCAGACAUACAUGGAGACAAAUAUGGAGACUACAUUUGUAAAGCAAUUAAUGGCCUUGGAACUGCUGAAGCUGUUAUUAAAGUGGUUCCAGUUUCUAUUUGA
This is a messenger RNA of Cinara cedri, 3138 nucleotides long. The record is from the annotation of a GenBank genome assembly. NCBI's taxonomy places the organism in Eukaryota, Metazoa, Arthropoda, Insecta, Hemiptera, Aphididae.